CACGCGAAAGCAGCACAAGAGCUGCAUUUGACACCUCUAGCCUGCCACGAGCUAAUGUUCAGCAUGUCUGAGAAGGAACUGGGGAAGAAGUGGGACCGAUGCCUGGCAGACGGUGCCAUUAAACUCGGCACUGGACUGGGGCUAGGAAUCGUGUUUUCUGUUCUGUUCUUUAAACGGCACACGUGGCCGAUUUCAUUCGGCUCAGGAGCGGGACUUGGCAUGGCAUAUGCCAACUGUCAGAACGACCUAAGGUCACAUUAUCUGCUGCACAGAAGCGAAAAGGAGCAAUAGCUGCAAGUCACCGAGGGACUUUUUUGUGUUUUUGGAUUUGUUCUUUUUUUGUUUUGUCUUUGGGAAAGUCACCAUUUGCACUGUUCUGCAGUUAGAUUCUUGUCUCUCUGUUGAUCGAUCCAUCCCUAGUAUGACUGUCUGAUUUGCAUGUGCCUAAUCAGGACAGUCUGUGUUUAUUUAAUAAAAUAAUCAUAACA
Messenger RNA from Xiphias gladius (swordfish), 488 nucleotides. It is a transcript of the gene micos10, whose product is annotated as mitochondrial contact site and cristae organizing system subunit 10. Gene Ontology annotation, cellular component: mitochondrial inner membrane; mitochondrion; MICOS complex. The coding region runs from base 55 to 291 and encodes 78 amino acids. The transcript is spliced from 4 exons. Lineage: Eukaryota; Metazoa; Chordata; Actinopteri; Istiophoriformes; Xiphiidae. The record is from RefSeq and is a predicted model, not a curated record.